CGUUUCCACUGCGGCGUGCCGCGCCCGCGGCCCGCUCGAGGCUCGUUUCGUCUCGGCUCUCCGAUGGCCCGAGGAGGCCGGGGAGGAGGCGGCCGCGGCGGCCGCGGCCGCGCGGGAGGCGGCGCGGGAGGCGGCGCGGGCGCACGGCGAGGAGCAGCGCGGGGUACUCGAGAAGUACGACGGGGACGGCGACGGCUUCCUCAGCCGGGUGGAGCUGGGCGUGCUGGCGGAGGAGCAGUACGCGCUGCGGCUGCCGGACGACGCCCUGGACGCGCUGUACGGCGGCCUCGCGGAGGCGCGCCCGGUGGCGGCCUCGCGGGCGGGCGCAGGCGCGGACGGCGCGCCGGAGGAGGCGCCUGCGCCCGAGCUGCGCGGGGUGCCGGUGGGCGCCUGGCAGCGCCUGAGGGUCGCGCUGGGGAUCCGACGCGAGCUGGUCAGGGACCGCGCCCGGAGGGCCGCCAGGGAGGUGCGGCAGGGGGGCUGGCAGUGCGACCUGGAGCAGACGCUGGCCGAGGUGGGGGGCCUCGAGGCGCAGGUCGCGGAGGCGCAGGGCGAGGGGGAGGGCCUGGGCGAGCUGGGCGAGGGCACCCCGGCGGCGGAGCUGGCGAGGGCCCUGGCGCAGGCCGCCCAGAGGCUGCUGGACCUGGAGGCGGAGGCGAAGAGGUGCCUGAAGCAGGCCAGCCCGUCGCUGGAGGCGCACCCUGACCAGGAGCACCGCGAGUGGCUCCUGCAGAGCGGGACGGCGAGGGAAAUACGGGCCCGCGCCGGAACGAUGUUGGCCGCUCUCAAGGCCGCCGCGGCGGUGCACGCCGAGUUCCGCAAGCGGGUGGUUGAGAAGUCGAACCAGGAGAGCGAGAUCAUGCAGACGAAGGUCGCCAACGUGCUGCAGGCUCACGCCGACGACUGCGCCGUGUUCAUCGCCACGGUCGACGGCGAGAACGAGGGCAACGGCGUGCUCAGCCGGGACGACGUCCUGGGUUUCCUCAGGCCGCGGUGGGAGGAUCCCGUCGACGAGUUCCCGGAGGAGGCGGUCACAGGUUGGCUCAGCCAGCUUGCGGGCUCGAACGACGGGGUAGCACGGGAGGCCCUCCUGAGGCCGCAGCGCGUGCGGUAUCGGGUGGAGAAGAACGUUGCGUUGACGGACGGGCUGAACGUGAAGGAGAGCACCGUAUUGCGGCGCUUGAGACCUGGCGAGUUUGUUUUUCUUUUGGAUAGCCCGAUAUUGGAGGAUGUCUUUCAGGUGAUCAGAAUCAAGGUCCGCACAUCGACUGACGCGGCCGUCGGAUACGUUACCAUCAAAGGUAAUUUGGGCACGACGUACAUUCAGUCACAGCAUGGGGCCGCCGACCGAUCAGACGCUCAGGUGGCAUCGUGACGUCGAA
This is a messenger RNA of Prorocentrum cordatum, 1382 nucleotides long. NCBI's taxonomy places the organism in Eukaryota, Dinophyceae, Prorocentrales, Prorocentraceae. The record is from the annotation of a GenBank genome assembly.